AAAGCAUCUCGCAGUAUAUCCUCUCCAGUCGGAUCCUAAGACUCGCUUGUAUGAUUAGUGAUUCACUCGUGAUAUUACUUGGAUGGAAAAACCUUAUAUUUUCGUUAAUAAAAUUCCAGUUAAGAGUUGGUGGUAAUACAGAAUACGGUGAUUUAAAUAGCAGGAUUUAUUACGAAUUUAUUAGACGUAUCUAACUUAGUUCACGAUUGACAUUCGAACGGAAAAUAUUUUUGAGUAGAUCGACUUAUUAUUGUUCAACGAGUAAAUCAUCAGGAAAAAUGUACAGCAAAACUCACAUUCUACUUUUUUGCUUAUGUUUGAUGAUAAUUGCAACAGCAGGACAACUUUCCAGUAAACCUGGAUUCUGUCCUCUAAAAAGUACCAUCGACAAAUGCAUGCCUAGAUGCGUUAGUGACUAUCAAUGCUCCAGUAAUCAAAAAUGUUGUCCUAACAAAUGUGGUUCUACAUCUUGUACCUCGUCGAGUGCCGUUAACACUGGUAAUGGUUCCAAAGGCUCGUCAAACAGCGGAACCGUUAUAUGUGGUGGUGUAACAUGUAGAACUCAAGAAAAAUGUCAAUUCGAUCGCAAUACUAAACGAGAAAAAUGUGUCCGAGGUUGAGAGAAUUUUCAUAAAAAAUUAUUUCUUACUAAAAGACAUAUAUUUAUGUAACCAAGCAAUAAUGAUAAUCCUUAUAUUUCAUUUAACACUGUUAAAUGUAAUAACUU
Molecule: messenger RNA, 727 nt
Organism: Vespa velutina
Lineage: Eukaryota; Metazoa; Arthropoda; Insecta; Hymenoptera; Vespidae
Product: waprin-Phi2
Exons: 4
Coding region: 279-620 (113 amino acids)
Cellular component (GO): extracellular region
Molecular function (GO): peptidase inhibitor activity
Source: RefSeq, a predicted model, not a curated record